GCGAUCCUCAAAGAGGCAAGUAAUUGCGCCGCGCCCUUCAGUUACAACAACUGUGCGCAAACUCAAAGAGCAGGAGACACAAAGUCCCCAUUCUCCUUUUACAACUGGAAGUCAUUGAGGAUAGAAAGGAAUAUAUCUAUACAGUAAUUCGCAAAGCUUACCAACUAGAGGAGGACUCUUCGACCAGCAAUUGCCAUCCGCACCUUCCUCAGAAUGCCCGUCAAACUACGCCCCGCUACUCCCGCAGACGGCCCGGCCCUCGCGUCUAUCUACCUCUCCGCCUUCCACGACAACCCGGUGGCCUUAACGAGCUUCCCAGCAACGUCUGAAGUCCGCGAAUUCCUUGCCAAAUCUUUUGCGGAAGAGAUGAGCGAACACCGAUUCCAAUGGCUCAUCAUCACUGACCCAGACUAUGAGGAUCCCGACCUACCCAUCGCCUGCGCAAAGUGGGUUCGCCCAGCAGGACCCAACGACACAAACAUUGAGCCGCCGCCUCCUGUGGAUGUCUGGCCAAAGGAGGGUAAUCCAGAAUUCGCGAGUCACUUCUUUGGCUCCAUUGGUCGGAAGCACGCUGAGAUCAUGGGCGAGGUCAGACACUGGUACCUGGAGCUUCUCAUUUGUCGGACAGAACAUCAGGGGAAGGGCGCAGCCAGCCCGCUCCUCAGAUGGGGCGUCGAGAAGGCCGAUAAGGAAGGAAGGAUGGCUUUCUUGGAGUCUAUGCCUCUGGCGAAAGGUAUUUACGAAAAGUAUGGGUUUCAAUCAUUAUGCCGCCUAGAGUUUACAACACCCAGCUCUGGCGAAGUGACACAAGACUUCAUGCUUCGAAAAGGCAAGGCAACGGAAGACUAUGAGUUGUUGUUGAAGAACUUCAACGCGUCAUCAUGACGGCUUGGCUCAGCGAAUGGACUUAAUGAGUCUAGCUAUCACAUAUCGACACAAAUCAAGCAUUUGGGUAAACGGCCAGCGGACAUCAUUAGAGGGCUAAAGCACAAUGGAU
Molecule: messenger RNA, 997 nt
Organism: Colletotrichum godetiae
Lineage: Eukaryota; Fungi; Ascomycota; Sordariomycetes; Glomerellales; Glomerellaceae
Product: acetyltransferase
Exons: 2
Coding region: 214-885 (223 amino acids)
Molecular function (GO): acyltransferase activity, transferring groups other than amino-acyl groups
Source: RefSeq, a predicted model, not a curated record